AUUCACCUUGUUCAGUCUCUUACGGCGCUCGCUCUCAACUUGUUCUCUCUUCUCCUCCUCAGCUCCUAGCUUAGCAAAAGUCGACGCACAUAACAGUCGACGCAGUUGUCCGUUCCCUCACAGUCUCAUUCAUCAGUCCGGCCCGGAUACAAGCAAAGUUAACCUAGCUCCGUUCCCUUUUUAAUUAUCCUCACUCCCAACCACCCAAACACAAUUUGGAUUGAUCCACCAUCAAAAGUGAUUUGAUUUGUGAUCCCAUUUGCCUUCAUCGAAGAGGUUGUCUCCACCCAGGAAUCCAAAAUGAGAUCCCAUCAGCUGAUCGCGUUGGGAUUACUCGUCACUUUGCAGUGGUGCGUUUUGAGCGUCCGCUCCAGCAACGACAGCAGCAAGUGCGCCUUGCUCAUUCCCGGCCCCACGACCAGCACGUGCGUCAGUUACGACGCCAUCAACAGAGCCUUCAACACCGCAAAGGCAACCACCCGCCUCGGCGGCCCCCAAUCAAAGAGCAAAGAAUUGAGCGACAUUGAAAUCGACGUGCUCGGCAGAACCAUCGUCGAGACCAGCCGCAUCUUGGCCAAAGAAUUCAAUUUGGCGCCAGAUGCCAUCCACAUAGGAUUGCCAAUGAUCGACACCAGACACACGGACAUUGACGCCUACUGCCCAGUCAGAUACCAGCGACCCCAAUGCAAGGUCCAGCGCUACCGCGAACUCGACGGCAUGUGCAACAACUUGGAAAAUCCCCACUGGGGCGCCGUCAUGGCCCCUUUCCGUCGACUCCUCGCACCCAACUUCCAAGACGGUGUCGACGCGCCCCGCGUAUCGGCCAGUGGCGCCGAAUUGCCAACAGCUCGACUCGUGUCGUCCCUCACCCACAAGGAUAUGGGCUUUCACGAUCACGCCGUCACCAUCUACUUGCCGGCCUGGGGACAGCUCAUCGAUCACGACAUGGCGAUGGGUGCCGAAUCCAAAGAUCCCAAGACCAACUCUGAGCCCAAAUGCUGCAACGUGCCAGCCAAUCAACGCCACCCGGCUUGCUGGCCCAUCGACAUCCCCAAUUCGGAUCCCUUCUACAAACUCUUCCGCCGGACCUGCCUGGAUUUCGUCCGCUCCGGCAACGGAGUCAAGGAUUCCUGCAAGCUGGGCACCCGAAUCUCCGUCAACACCGUGUCCGCCUACCUGGACGCCAGCCACGUCUACGGCAGCAAUCUGGAAACGCUGAAGAAACUGCGCGUCUUCAAGGGCGGCCAAAUGAAAAGCAACGCCAUGAACCGACACAAGGGCAUGAAGGACUUGCUCCCGCCCCAGAUGGAGAAUCCCGACGCCAAUUGCAAACGACCCAACAAGGAUGUCCACUGCUUCAUGGCCGGUGACGCUCGAGUCAACCAACAAAUGAUGUUGGUGGCCCUGCACACGAUCCUGAUGAGAGAACACAACCGCAUCGCCCUGGAACUCAGCCAAAUCAAUUCGCACUGGGACGACGAGAAAAUCUUCCAGGAAACGCGUCACAUCAUCGCCGCCAUCGUCCAACAAAUCACCUACAACGAAUUCUUGCCCAUGGUCCUGGGCAAGGAAGUCAUGGAACGCUACAACCUCCUCGGAGAAAGACAAGGAAUGUUGAACAAGUACAACCCGAAAUUGGAGGCCAGUCUGCCGACUUCUUUCUUUGCGGCCGCUUUCCGUUUCGGUCACUCCCUCAUCCCCAACGCCCUAGAGCGCUGGAGCACAUCCCACAAAUUCAUCCAGUCCCGACGCCUCAGUGACAUCAUCAACAAGCCGUUCGACGUCUACACCGGCAACACUUGCGACGAGUACCUCACUGGAUUCAUGAACCAAAUCUCACAGGCCGUCGAUGAUUCCGUCUCACAAGAGUUGACCAAUCAUCUCUUCAGAGAUGAAACCAGCGGAUUCGGCUCUGAUUUGGCCUCGUUGAACAUCCAGCGCGGCCGUGAUCACGGCGUUCCCUCCUACAACGCCUACCGCGAAUUCUGCGGACUCCGUCGCGCUCGCCACUGGACUGAUUUGGCUGGAUCUUUCACCAACGAAACCCUUCACAAAUACAUGCAAGUCUAUUCCACCCCUGACGAUAUGGAUCUGUGGUCAGCUGGUGUCUCCGAAAGGCCUUUGCCCGGCAGCAUGGUCGGCCCCGUUUUCGGCUGCAUCAUGGGAGAAACGUUCAAAAAUCUUCGCCUUGGCGAUCGCUUUUGGUUCGAAAAUGCCGGACAGCCCAGCUCCUUCUCUCAAGACCAAGUGAACGAAAUCCGCAAGGUCAAAUUGUCCCGCGUCAUUUGCGACAACAGUGACCACAUCGAAACUGUUCAAGUUUACGUCAUGGUCCUUCCGGACGCCGAAAUCAAUCCUCGCGUGGCGUGCAAAUCUGGAAUCCUGCCACGCAUCAACUUGGCCAAGUGGAAGGAAUAAAACAAAAACAAAAUAAGGAAAAAUCGCCUUGGUUUUUUCUAAAAGAAUCAACAAUAGGUUUGAUUCUUUUAAAAAUAUAUUAGAUUAGAAAAAAUGGAUUUAAAAGAA
Daphnia pulicaria is the source of this 2526-nucleotide messenger RNA. RefSeq names its product peroxidase-like. Gene Ontology annotation, biological process: response to oxidative stress. Gene Ontology annotation, molecular function: peroxidase activity; heme binding. The record is from RefSeq and is a predicted model, not a curated record. Lineage: Eukaryota; Metazoa; Arthropoda; Branchiopoda; Diplostraca; Daphniidae. The transcript has 11 exons. The coding region runs from base 301 to 2418 and encodes 705 amino acids.